UACGGAUUGACUAACUCUCCGAUUGUAUACCAACGUAUCAUUAACGAAACCCUUCGCAAACAUAUUGAGGCUGGUAAUGUGUUAGUUUACGUAGAUGACGUCUUACUGAUGAGUCACGCAGUCGAAGAAGGUAUUAACCUGUUGAGAGACGUGUUAACGACUCUGACAAAUGCGGGCUUUUCUAUUAACUUACGGAAAUGUACCUUUCUCUCGAUGCAAGUAGAAUACCUAGGGCGUAUGGUGAGCCAAGGUCAGGUUAGGCCGAGCCCCAGUAAGGUGGAAGCACUGGUGAACGCACCGGCUCCCGCAAACGUUAAACAGGUUAGGCAGUUCUUAGGCUUGUCAGGUUAUUUUAGACGUUACAUAAAAAAUUAUGCAACCAAAACCGCUUGCAUAUCACGCCUAACUAAGAAAAAUAUUGACUUUUGUUGGACACCGGAGCAAGAACGUGCGCGUCAAGAAAUCAUAACUUGUCUAACCAGUGAACCCAUAUUAGCUAUUUUUAAUCCCUUAAUUAUCGCUAUUCUCCAGUAGGCGAUGAACCGAGACUACUUUGUUUUAUACCAAAGGGGCAUCGGUUAAGUUUGUUGAGAAUAUUUCAUGACGGACACGAACAUAUAGGCGCGGACAAAACUCUAGAUUUAAUACUUAAACAUUUUUGGUUCCCUGGAUUACGACAAUUUGUUAACAAAUACGUUACGCAUUGUUUAGUAUGUUUAUCCAAAAAACGUGUACCCAGGGCUCCACACCAGCUAAUAACUUCAUGGAAAAAGCCAGACACCCCUUUUGAUACUUUGCACUUAGACGCUUUAGGACCAUUGCCCGAGUCCAACGGUUAUAGAUUUGUGUUGCUAAUAGUAGAUGCUUUUACAAAGUUUUGUAUGUUAUAUGCAAUACAUAGGCAAGACGCAGGCGAACUUGUACGUAUACUCACUAAUGCUAUAUCAUUAUUCGGUGUACCAAGAUUAUUAGUAAAAGACCGUGGGCGAAUGUUUGAAUCGUCCAUUUUUACUAAGUUCAUCUCCGAACUCGGUUGUUCAGUACACUAUAUAACACCUGAGAUGCACCACUCUAACGGUCAGAUAGAACGGUACGUGCGGACCGUACUUAACAUGAUUAGAAUCGAAGCCAACCAUAAGAUGGCGUCAUGGUCAGAUCAGCUAUGGAGGCUUCAACUCAUCUUGAAUAUUACAAAACAAAAGACGACACAGACGUCAGCUCUGAACCUGCUUGUUAGCACCGAAGCAACGACGCCACUUAUCCGUUUACUGGUACGAGACGUAGCAAUGGAAGGAUCUUUAUGUAAUAGGGAAGGUUGGCGCGCAAUUCGAAGGGCGAGGGCCAACGAAUUAUUGGAGAAAAAUCGGGAAUGUCAAAAUAAUUACGUUAAUCGAAAUCGGUGUGCACCUCGUAUUUUUAAAGUCAAUGACUUAGUGUUUGUCAUUAAAUACUCGCAAUCAACGGGUAAGUUGGACCCAGGAAUGCGAGGACCGUACAAAGUCACCAGGAUUUUGCCUAGUGGCCGCUAUGAGUUGAAAUUGUUGAGUGGGUCAUACGGGAAGACUACACAAGCGGCAGCAGAAUACAUGGUUCAGUGGCACGGGGAAUGGUGUCCCGAAACGUGCGCCCCAUUUUUUGCAAGUAAGUUGACGGUUACUAUUUUGUAUGUACACGUUUGUAUCUUAGGCAGUCACAAAAUUACAUCAUACACACAUAUCAAGCUCGCCGUUCACUGACUAAUACUAACCCAUUAAAAUAACCUCCCUGUUUCACUACACACAUACACAGUGACUGGCUGAGUUAUAAACAUUGUGCUGGUUGGUAACCUGUUAGACUCAUAUGGUGUGACUUCUAAGUCAAAUGUA
This is a messenger RNA of Galleria mellonella (greater wax moth), 1865 nucleotides long. RefSeq lists its product as uncharacterized. Gene Ontology annotation, biological process: DNA integration. NCBI's taxonomy places the organism in Eukaryota, Metazoa, Arthropoda, Insecta, Lepidoptera, Pyralidae. The record is from RefSeq and is a predicted model, not a curated record. The transcript has a single exon. Gene Ontology annotation, molecular function: nucleic acid binding. Bases 882 to 1736 code for a protein of 284 amino acids.